AUCGGCCGCCUGAUCAUCUCAGCCGCUCGUGCUACUCUGCUCGGCUUGCGAACUGCGCGCCUUCUCCGGGCAAGGUGAUCGACGAGCAGCCGCCUGGUGUUUCCGGGCAGUCGUGUCUACUCUGCUCGGCUCGCGAACUGCGCGCCUUCUCCGGGCAAGGCGAUCGAGGAUCAGCGGCCUGGUCUACCCGGGCACUCGUGUCUACUCUGCUCGGCUCGCGAACUGCGCGCCUUCUUCUGAUAAGGUGAAUGGCGUUUGGUCGCGUGGUCAACUCCGCGCCGGAGUCUACUCUGCUCGGCUCGCAAACUGCGCGUCUUCUACGGGCAAGACGAUCGAGGAUCAGCCGCCUGGUGUUUCCGGGCAGUCGUGUCUACUCUGCUCGGCUCGCGAACUGCGCGCCUUCUCCGGGCAAGGUGAUCGACGAUCAGCCGCCUGGUCUUCUCAGGCAGUCGUAUCUACUCUGCUCGGCUCGUAACCUGCGCAACCUUCUCCGGGCAAGACGAUCGAGGAUCAGCCGCCUGGUCUACCCGGGCACUCGUGUCUACUCUGCUCGGCUCGCGAACUGCGCGCCUUCUCCGGGCAAGGUGAUCGACGAGCAGCCGCCUGGUCUUCCCGAGCAGUCGUGUCUACUCUGCUUGGCUCGUAACCUGCGCGCCUUCUCCGGGAAAGGCGCUCGUGUCUACUCUGCUCGGCUCGCGAACUGCGCGCCUUCUCCGGGCAAGGCGAUCGAGGAUCAGCCGCCUGGUCUUCCCGGGCAGUCGUGUCUACUCUGCUCGGCUCGCGAACUGCGCGCCUUCUCCGGGCAAGGCGAGGGCAGUCGUGUCUACUCUGCUCGGCCUCGCGAACUGCGCGCCUUCUACGGGCAAGGCGAUCGAGGAUCAGCCGCCUGGUCUACCCAGGCACUCGUGUCUACUCUGCUCGGCUUGCGAACUGCCCGCCUUCUCCGGGCAAGGCGAUCGAGGAUCAGCCGCCUGGUCUACCCGGGCACUCGUGUCUACUCUGCUCGGCUCGCGAACUGCGCGCCUCCUCCGGGCAAGGCGAUCGAGGAUCAGCCGCCUGGUCUUCCCGGGCAGUCGUGUCUACUCUGCUCGGCUCGCGAAAAGCGCGCCUUCUCCGGACAAGGCGAUCGAAGAUGAUCGACGUGGCCGUCCCGGGCGGUCGUGUCUUCUCUGCUCGGUUCGCGAACUGCGCACCUUCUCCGGGCAAGGCGAUCGAGGAUCAGCCGCCUGGUUAUCUCUGCUCGGCUUGAUGUUACGUGCUUUCUCCGGGCAAGGUUAACGCCGCGCCUUCUCCGCAAGUUAAUCACCAUCGGCAGCACGAGCGUUACGCGCUGCGCGCAGCGGAGCCGGUCUUCGUGCCGGCAGCCCUUUCAAGCCCGACUGUCUCCUGUUGCCCCACACGACGGCGCGGCCGGUCCGCCUGUCUGCUCUCGCCCGGCACGAAGGCGUGGCCAGUCCGCCUGUCUCCCCUCACCUGCUCGACGGCGCGGCCUGUCCGCCUGUCUCCUCUCCACUCGGCUCGACGGCGCGGCUAUUCCGCCGUUGUCAUCUCGUCCGGCUCGACGACGGCGCGGCCUGUCCGCCUGUCUCCCCUCACCGGCUCGACGGAGCGGCCAGUCCGCCUGUCUCCCCUCACCGGCUCGACGGCGCGGCCUGCCCGCCUGUCUCCUCUCCGCUCGGCUCGACGGCGCGGCCAUUCCGCCGUUGUCAUCUCGUCCGGCUCGACGACGGCGCGGCCAUUCCGCCGUUGUCAUCUCGUGCGGCUCGACGACGGCGCGGCCAUUCCGCUGUUGUCAUCUCGUCCGCCUGUCUCCCCUCACCGGCUCGACGGCGCGGCUAGUCCGCCUGUCUCCCCUCACCGGCUCGACGGCGCGGCCUGUCCGCCUGUCUCCCCUCACCGGUUCGACGGCGCGGCCAGUCCGCCUGUCUCCCCUCACCGGCUCGACGGGGCGGCCUGUCCGCCUGUCUCACCACACAGGCUCGACGGCGCGGCCAGUCCGCCUGUCUCCCCUCAUCGGCUCGACGGCGUGGCCAGUCCGCCUGUCUCCCCUGACCGGCUCGACGGCGCGGCCUGUCCGCCUGUCUCCUAUGGUCCGGCUUGACGGCGCGGCCUGUCCGCCUGUCCCCUAUGGUCCGGCUCGACGGCGCGGCCUGUCCGCCUGUCUCCUAUGGUCCGGCUUGACGGCGCGGCCUGUCUGCCUGUCCCCUAUGGUCCGGCUCGACGGCGCGGCCUGUCCGCCUGUCUCCUAUGGUCCGGCUCGACGGCGCGGCCUGUCCGCCUGUCUCCUAUUGUCCGGCUCGACGGCGCGGCCUGUCCGCCUGUCUCCUAUGGUCCGGCUCGACGGCGCGGCCUGUCCGCCUGUCUCCUCUCCACUCGGCUCGACGGUGCGGCCUGUCCGCCUGUCUCCUAUGGUCCGGCUCGACGGCGCGGCCUGUCCGCCUGUCUCCUAUGGUCCGGCUCGACGGCGCGGCCUGUUCGCCUGUCUCCUAUGGUCCGGCUCGGCGGCGCGGCCAGUCAGCCUGUCUCCCCUGCGGCCCGGCUCGACGGCAAUCAAUCUGCAAUCUCGACGCAACGGCUUGUCACACUUUCCAUCCUUAGGUAUGGAAUAUUUGAUUUGGCUUGGUCUAUUAUAACAUAUCAUAACUCUCAACACUUGAUAAGUACAAAAGUAAUUCUAAAACAAUUUCAAUACUGUUCUAACUGGUAUUGUAGCUCAAUUUCUGUUUACUGCCUUUGUAGGUAAGACGAUAAUAGGUUUCUUUUCAGCAAAAUAUUUUAGUUACAUAUAAACAUAUAAAUAAUAAGUACAUUUCUGCGUAAGAGUACGAAAUUCAGUUAUCUGAUGAGAAGGAUGAGGAUUAAUUAUUAAGAAAGCUAUAAAUAUUAUUACGAAGCGAAGACAGCAAUAUUCUAUAUACAAAUUAUAUUAAAUAGGCACCUGGUAACAUAAAGCACUACAGAGAAUAAAUGAAUAUUGUUAAAGCAAUUAAUGGCAAUAUGGACAAGGUGGGUACCUUCUUAAUGUACAUUAUUUCAGGUACUGUUUGAUUAACCGUCUUUUCAGUUUUUUACGCAAAGUUUAUAAAGCUUGUUGCAAUAGUUACAAAGCAUGGACAACUUAUAUUUUGAAUAAGAUAAUGAAUUGAACCUAUACUACAUUGAAUUGAACGAUACUUGCACACGAAUUGCGAAUAAGAAAUGGCAAUUUUGUUAUAUGACAAGAAAUGGCAAUAUUGUGUCGGUGGGUGCGUAAUAAAAUAUUGUUAACAGAUACCUUCGAUCUGGCGUGAGUUUCAACCCAAAACCACCUGGUAUGCGAGUUUGAAGUUUGUAUAACCUAGGAUAGGUUGUUAAUACAUAUUGUUAACAGAUGGUGACAUAGAAAUGCCUUAUAUGAAAUUGCAUGGCAUCUUGUAUAACAGUAUUUUGGAGCAUCUGUAGUCAUGUACAAAGUAAAUAUUUAUUAUUGUGCCUAACUAUGGACUACAAGGGAUUGUCAAUUUAAUAACAAAGUUUAUUCUGAAUGUGGGUGAUGCAUCGAUAUCAAAUCAACAGACAUGAAUCUGACACUAAUAACAUGCCUGAACAUAGAGAGGUAAAAUUUUACUGCUAUAUCUAUUAGGAUAGGUCCAUUACAUUUAUUGUUUAACAGAUAUCGACUUCCGAAAGCCAGAGAGUAUACCAUGAGAAGAAUGAAACAAGAUCAAAAUUAAUGCGUAUGUACAUUAAAUAUCACAUAUAUCAUAUAACAGAUAUUUGAGUUGGAAUGAACAAUCUAAAACGAAAAAUUGCCGAUAUCGUGUUUGUGCGUAACAAAGUAUUGUUAACAGAUGAUCGAGCGCAAGUCGCAAGCCAGAGCUACGGGAGGUAACAAAUUGUCACAUUCUUCUUUAGGAUAGAUUCCGUAAUCCAUAUUGUUGACAGGAUAACAGCGCGUGCCUGAUACCAUUUGAUGAUGGCUGGCCCUUCUCGUGAUACUUAAAGAUUCUUCAAACACAAAAUA
Molecule: messenger RNA, 4003 nt
Organism: Helicoverpa zea (corn earworm)
Lineage: Eukaryota; Metazoa; Arthropoda; Insecta; Lepidoptera; Noctuidae
Exons: 4
Coding region: 249-1136 (295 amino acids)
Source: RefSeq, a predicted model, not a curated record